This is a messenger RNA of Bufo bufo (common toad), 1680 nucleotides long. RefSeq lists its product as uncharacterized. The transcript is spliced from 12 exons. The record is from RefSeq and is a predicted model, not a curated record. Bases 163 to 1380 code for a protein of 405 amino acids. NCBI's taxonomy places the organism in Eukaryota, Metazoa, Chordata, Amphibia, Anura, Bufonidae.
UUAUCCCAGUCAAGUAAAAUUACUUUGCUCAAUGCCACUUCAACUAUACAAGUGAGACCAGGUGCUAAAGAAUGGAUUCCCCAAACUAUUUUCCCUCCAAAACCUACUACCUAUAACAGUAGACAGACAAUCAGUUCAGCAACUGCUGCACUUGUGGUCACCAUGCCAUUAAACUUUCAUCUUACUGGAGUCGCAUUUAAUGAGCAGCUUACGAACCACAUAAGUGACGAGUACAAAACACUGGAGAAGGAAGUAAAACUUGUGAUGGACAAGAUAUGCUUUGGCAAAUACCAGAAUAGUUAUCUUACAACAGAAAUAAAAUCAUUUUUGAAGGGCUCGGUGAUUGUUGAGAGUAAUAUUGUGUUUAAGAACAACCUCUACAUGCCAAGUGUAUCUGACAUUAUCAGGACUCUCCUGACUGAUGGAACCAAGACAAAUUAUUUUGAAUGGUCUAUUAAUGGCUCAACUGUAGAGUUAAAUGGCUACACAAGGUCUAAUAUGCCAUUGGAGAAUCUAUCAAUAUCUCUCCUGGUUCUGCGUGCUGGGUAUAUUGCAGUAAGCCAGAAGAAUAAAGAAAAGCAAAGUUUCUUGGACAAUCUGCAGAAAGCGGUGUUCAAUGCUGUUCAUACAUCAUUCCCAAUCGCAAACGUUUCAUUUUCACAAAUCCGGAAUGUUUAUGGAGACCUGACAGUAAGAGGCAACCUUUACUUAAACUCUACCGUCCAUACAAAUGUGCAGUCUCUGAUGUCCACCUUACUGCCCCUUGUAAACAGAUCUGUGGACCUUAGUUCCAUCAUUGUGAAUGGCAUCGGAAAUGAAUUGAAAGUUCAGACCAUUAAUUUUCGACUUACAAAUGAACAGUUUGUGCUAAAUCUACUGGAUAUGUCAUCAACUGAAUCUCAACUUCUUAGCAAAGACCUUUCAACGGUGGUAUUGUCCGUGUUACGUGAUGGUAACCUCCUUCAGGUGAUAAUGAGGGAAUUCAAGAGUGGCUCUGUAGUUUGCAGAGGAGAUCUUGUGUAUCAGGUUCCGGCACCUGGUAGUAGAGAGGUUCUCAAAAUCUUCCUUAAAAGCCUUGGAUCUGAUGGCAUUUUGGGAUCCUCAAAGUAUAAAGUGGAUUCUAAAUCUAUAAUCAUAGGCGAUUCCAGUCCUGGACCUUACAAUGAGUAUCUUGAUUUCCCUGGAUUUGGUGUGGCAAUAAUUGUAAUGUGUGGACUCUGCAUAUUGAUCUUCCCAAUCAUUAUUUUUGUGUGUGCCAAAACCAGGAUGCUCGGCCAUAGAAAAAAGGCUACUAUUCAGAGGCAACCUGAUCCUGAUAACCAAAGUCAUAGUUUGGAGAUGGAUAACCAAGCAUUUAGAGCAUACAUUGAGCAACCUUAAUGAUGACUUUUUGCCCAGUGGUUUUAGACCGGGACACAGAUAACCAAAGAUAUAGAAGCAGCCAUGAGACUCACUUGAAGUGGGAGUGAGAUGGAGAUUUGCUUUUACCAGGCAGUGUCAGCUGGCUCUGUAUCUGCUUUGCACGUGUUGAAUGUGGUGUCCGGACAGUGGCUGGCAUGUUUUAAUGGAGAUUUACUGCUUGGACUCAUUCCAACAAGGCAAGAGACCUCAGAGGGGAGGAAACAUCCCUGUUAUUGCCUAAUCCAGCAUUUUUGUUAAGCUUGCACAACUGAAAUAAAA